AUGGCAAGUGCCGGCCAAAGCAGUACCGCUGUCACGAGGGACUAUGGUAAAAGGACAGUUAUAGUAACAGGAUCUGCACGAGGAAUAGGCAAAUCAGUUGCCAUCCGGCUUGCGGAAGACGGAUAUGACGUUUGCAUCAAUGACAUCGCAGCAAACCAGGCUGGAAUUGAUGAGACUGUGUCAGAAAUUAAAGCUCUUGGGCGCCAAGCCUACGGCCAUGCUGCCGAUGUCUCUAAACUUUCUGAAGUGGAAGGUUUAAUUGCUGCCGCAGUCGAUGCUCUCGGCCCCCUUAAUGUCAUGAUUGCCAAUGCCGGAAUCGCGCAAGUGAAAGCAUUGUUGGACCUAACGGAAGAUGAUGUUAAGCGUAUGUUCGAAAUCAACGUGUUUGGAGUCUUCAAUUGCUAUAGUGCGGCAGCCAAGCAAAUGAUCAAACAAGGAACGGGAGGAAAGCUCAUUGGUUGUGCAAGCAUUGUGGCUUUCAAACCUUUUGCUAUGCUAUCCCAUUACUCGGCAUCCAAAUGGGCUGUCAGAGGCUUUACCCAGGCCUUCGCGAUGGAAAUGGCCGAGCACAAGAUUACCGUCAAUGGCUACGCUCCAGGAAUUGUAGGGACAGCUAUGUGGGACCUAAUUGAUGAGGAAAUAGGGAAGAAGAAGGGAGUCCAGAAGGGAGACACAAUCAAGAAGUAUAGCGAUGAAUUGAUUGCGCUUGGAAGGACAAGUGUGCCGGAGGAUGUCUCCAAGUGCGUCAGUUAUUUAGCGAGCCCAGACAGUGAUUAUAUGACGGGACAGACCCUGAUUAUUGAUGGCGGUAUCGAAUUCAGCUAG
Venustampulla echinocandica is the source of this 825-nucleotide messenger RNA. RefSeq names its product NAD(P)-binding Rossmann-fold containing protein. Bases 1 to 825 code for a protein of 274 amino acids. Lineage: Eukaryota; Fungi; Ascomycota; Leotiomycetes; Helotiales; Pleuroascaceae. The record is from RefSeq and is a predicted model, not a curated record. The transcript has 4 exons. Gene Ontology annotation, molecular function: oxidoreductase activity, acting on the CH-OH group of donors, NAD or NADP as acceptor.